UCUAAUAUGGGCAGAUGUUUUUUUCCCAGGCGUUUUGGUCAUUUCUUCCUCGCCCUUGAGAGAGAAGGUCCAGCCUAACGGUGUAGUUCAGAGGGAUGCUGGAAAACAUGCUUUUCACCUUCGCCAUUUUAGCAGUUUUUGCUGUAGAUCCAGCUGAUGCAAAGUGCGAAGUAUGUCGAGCUUCAUCAUGGGGAGAAUGCAGAGGCAACGUGACGGACUGCGGCCCAGAGCUGUCCUGUGUGUCCUUCGGCGCCAGCCUCAGUGAAAGGGGAGGCCAGGAGACCACAAAGAGGGUGGGCAGGGGGUGUGUGCACACCAGCCUCUGCAACAAGGAGCUGUCCACUAACUUCAAAUAUGCGCAGUGGAGAAUACAAACUGGAUGUGACGGUGAACCAGAACCACGUCAGUGGAAUGCAGGACAGCCGAAUGGCAGGAAGUGUUUUGGCUGUAUUGCUGCGCCCUUUGAAUGCACUAAAAUUGUGGAGUGCAGUGGUGAAGAAACUAUGUGUAUCAAUGCGGGAGAAAUAGUUGCUGGGAACCUGAUGGUGAACAGAGGUUGUGCCACAGAAAGCAUGUGCAAAUAUGGCGAAAACGUCUCUGAGAUUUUGGGUACGAGGGUAGUAGGCAGUGUUUCCUGUUGCAAGGAGAACCUCUGUAACCACAGUGUGAUACUGAGAGACCCACCUGCCCUACACUUUUUAGUGCUCCUGCUGCUGAUUUUAAUGCUUAUUUGAUCAAACCUUUAACCAUCCUUCUUUUUCUACUUGGGUCAUUUGAAGAAGCAGAAGUUAAUGUUGCUUUAUUUUAUUGUGCCUAAUUAAUUUCGAACCCAGAAUUGAGCCCUGUGGGACACCACAUACAUACCGCAUUAUAUGUACUGCAGUAUAUCCAACAGCGCUGGUCCAUGUAAAAGGGAGAAACAAAGCUUUCUGAAGCAGCAACGCUUUCCUUAAAAAGUGUUUAUUAUGCUAAGUUUUUCAAAAUAUUGCUGUUAAUGUGAACCAUUUUGAAAGUGUUCCAUGUGAUUGUUAGAACCGCAGCAAUUAACCAGCUGGGUCCUAGCGUGUGCUACUUUUGGGCUAAAACUGUUUACAAUCUGUCCUUCAAUUGCUUUGACAACAUGUUAUUUGUUUUUUUAAA
Colossoma macropomum (tambaqui) is the source of this 1140-nucleotide messenger RNA. RefSeq names its product urokinase plasminogen activator surface receptor-like. The transcript has 5 exons. The record is from RefSeq and is a predicted model, not a curated record. NCBI's taxonomy places the organism in Eukaryota, Metazoa, Chordata, Actinopteri, Characiformes, Serrasalmidae. Bases 96 to 734 code for a protein of 212 amino acids.